Molecule: messenger RNA, 897 nt
Organism: Dermacentor andersoni
Lineage: Eukaryota; Metazoa; Arthropoda; Arachnida; Ixodida; Ixodidae
Product: tigger transposable element-derived protein 6-like
Cellular component (GO): nucleus
Molecular function (GO): DNA binding
Source: RefSeq, a predicted model, not a curated record
AUGAUGGGAAGCGAGAAAUUGAAGCAGCUAGUGAUCGGGAUAUCGAAGCACCCUCACUGCUUCAAAAAUGUCGCAACCUUGCCCGUUUCUUAUCAGGCCAACGGCAAGGCGUGGAUGACGCAGUCCAUUUCCAGGGAAUGGAUUUAUAGCGAGGAUGCACGGUUCUCGCGAGACAAAAGAAAAGUUUUAUUCCUCGUCGAUAACUGCCCUGUACAUGGAAAUGUGGCGGGUCUGAAGUCCAUACAAUUGGAAUUUCUGCCAGCAAACACCACAGCACUGCUGCAGCCUAUGGAUCAGGGUGUGAUCCAAGCGCUCAAGUCGCGCUUCCGCAAGAACCUUCUCCGGAGGAUGCUGUUAUGCAUGGACAAAGGGAACGACUACAGGGUCGAUGUACUGCGCGCCAUUUACCCCCUUGAUGAUGGUUGGCGGCAGGCGAGUGCAACGACCAUUGCCAGCUGCUUCAGACAUGCACGGUUUGCCUCAGCUACAGAACACUGCACACAGGAUGAGCUUGAUGUCCAAGAUGCAGCCGAAGAAGAGCUGCUACUGGUGAAUUGUGCUGCGAUGGGCAUUCAAUUUGAUGAGUAUGUUCAAAUUGACAGUGAUGUGGCAACAUGUCCGGAAAACACCGUGGAGAGCAUUGUAGCUGAUGUCUGUCCCCCCGAUGAAAGCGAAGACGAGGAUGAAGAAGUCGAACACGAGACUGCCGACUCUGAUCCUGUGGUGACACCUGCGCAGGCGGAAUCGGCAGUCCAAAUGCUUAAGAGUUUCUUCCGACGAGAAGAAAGUUCUGAGCUGUUUUUGAGCAGCCUGUCUAGUAUGAGUGGUGCCAUUCAAAGAAAACGGCUGCGAGAGCUCAAACAAGCAAACAUAAAGUCCUUUUUCACAAGCCAAUAA